Molecule: messenger RNA, 1743 nt
Organism: Harpegnathos saltator (Jerdon's jumping ant)
Lineage: Eukaryota; Metazoa; Arthropoda; Insecta; Hymenoptera; Formicidae
Exons: 4
Coding region: 457-1392 (311 amino acids)
Source: RefSeq, a predicted model, not a curated record
AUCUGGGAAAGUCGUUUGACUGUGUGUCUGCCAUUUUGAUCAACAUUGUGUUCAUCUGCUUGUACAUUAUUAGUAAAAAGAGUGGUGAAAUAUUUUAAUUAUGAAGAUAAUUCUAAAUAUAUCAUCAAUCAGGAUAUAUAAUAUUAUUUUACACCGAGUACACCUAUGAAAGGUGUUAAUAAGAAAAUGAAUCGAAUGGUAACUUGGUCCAAAUCCUAUGAGCUGCAGUUCUGUCACUAAUUCAUUGUGUUAUACAAUUGUACAUAAAAUACUCAUUAUAUAUGCAUAUAUAUAAAUAUAUAUAUGUGUAUAUAUAUGUAUGAUAGCAACAACGCAAGAUUAAUAUUAUUAUAACAAAAUAUUACCGAAUUUUGGCAUGAUAUUUUGCACUUCUAUAUAUUAUUAACAUAAAGAACUCAAGCUUAUACUGUUGAAUUUUUAAAAAAUCAUACAAAGAUGGGUUCUUCUCGACAAGAAGAUAGAUCUCUUAGUGGUGGAAUUUCAUUGCCACAAUGGAUGAAAGGAAAAAUGGAUAAAUUUGAUUUUGAUGAUACUACUUUCCAAAGCCCACCGACUUAUGAUGACAGUUUUUUUUAUAUAAGGUAUCAAAAAUCACAGAAUUCCAAUUCAUCACAGCAAGGAUUGAAAGGCAUCUCUGAGGCUUUGAGUGAGAACACUAUCACAGAUUCUACAAGUCAAAAAACUAAUAAAAAAUCAAUUUCUGAUUUGGAUGAAACAAAGCAAAUUGAUUUUAGCAAGCAUCCUUUGCCAUGUCAUCCAUAUAUACCAGCUACAAAUAAUACAAUUGGUGAUAUUAAACCUCAAAAAACUCUAAUAACAGGAAACAUAAAACCUAAGUCGCAAGGGACAGACGACGGUUUCCACGGUGAACCAGCUCUUUGUGGCAAAUCUAUUGUUCACGUAGCCAACCAAAUGAUGUCCGGAAAAUUCACCAAAUUAUUCACAUCAGAUUCACGUUCGCAGCAGACAGACAGUUCUUUGAAGAAUGUCAGUAAGUCAUUACCAGCAUCACCAUUGGUAACACCAACAGGAACUCCUGAUAGUUCACCAAAAGCACGCAGAAAGAUUCAUUCUAAUAGAUAUUUUUCGGGUGCGUUCGUACCAGAUAAAGAGAAAUAUCAAGGUAGUUGGAUUUUAGCAAGCAUAUUAGGUCAAUCUAGAGAAAUUGUUACAGCAAAAAUAGAAGAAGAAGAAGAGUUUGUCACAGACAUCAUAGAACCAACCAAGCCGCUUAAUCGGAAGAAAUCAAUAUCUUCACAAAAUUUAACGUAUAUAGGAAAAGAAGAAAAAUCGGCGGAUAAAAUGCCAGGUUACAUGAAUGUACCAUCUGAAUUAAGAGAGAUGAAUUGUUGGUCACCAACUUCCAUGUGAAAUUUCAGUUUCUAUUUGAUUUUGCUCUAUAAAGAGCUAUAUUAAUCACACUUAGAGCUCUGUACUUAUCUACAAGCAUAAUAAACUGAGAUCAGACUAUGUAUUAUAGACUAUGUAGAUUGAGAUUUAUGAAUCUUGAGAUUAGAAUAUAAUCAUUCAAGAUAAUAUGAAUCAAGAUCGAGAUUAUCUGAUUGAUCGAAUUCUGAUCUGUAAUUUGCAGUUCUUAAUCUGUCAUAUGUAGACUGAUGUCAGCUUUAGGCAUAGGUUGGGAGCCCUGCAAAAUAUCCUGAAAAUAUAAUUUGUAAUAAAAGAGUAUGUUCUUAUAAAUACAAAUCUUGCUACACACACAUA